Messenger RNA from Jaminaea rosea, 4692 nucleotides. RefSeq lists its product as hypothetical. Gene Ontology annotation, molecular function: zinc ion binding. The transcript is spliced from 3 exons. Gene Ontology annotation, biological process: regulation of DNA-templated transcription. Bases 214 to 4602 code for a protein of 1462 amino acids. The record is from RefSeq and is a predicted model, not a curated record. Lineage: Eukaryota; Fungi; Basidiomycota; Exobasidiomycetes; Microstromatales.
CUUUCAUCCUUUGCUGCCAUUCACUACAUUACCAUCACCCGGCUGCCAUCGCCAUCGCCAUCUACGUCUGUCUCCAUCAUCAAGUCCGCAGCCUAGUGUUACCGCCUUGCACAAAAUUGACGCCACGCACCAUCAUCAUCAUUCUCGGCCCCCACUUCUCCCUCGUCUCGUUGCGCGGCCCCUGCUGCUGAGCGCCGCUCCUCUCCGCCUACAAUGGCCCAAGGGGGAGCCUCCUCGUCCUCUUCAGGGCAUGCUUCCUCGUCCUCACCACCUGUGGCGCGCAGGAAUGCGACGGAAUCACGCUCACUCGAAGUGCGUGUGUGGUACACCCUUGAGUCAUCUCCACAUCGCAUGCUGGCGUCCUCUGGCAGAUCAAUCGACGUCGACCUGCUGCCCGCUCUGGAGCCCCUGCGGUCGUCGGACCCAAAAGGCAAGGCGCCUGAACGACCACCGCGUUUGGCUGAGGUUACGCUAAAGACUUGCUUGAGCGCCAUUUGCAUCUCGAGCCCUGAGCUCAUCCUCGACCGCAAGCGCGACUACAUCCUGUACGCCGUCGAUCCAGUCGAGACGUAUCGCUCGAGCUCACGACGCUCACGCACUGCAUCUGGCGGAUCACAAGAGCCCGUCUUCCGUGGCAAGGGCUUCUUUGGCUGGAUACUUGAGGAAGAGGGAAACGGAGACACAGUCGUGGUGGGCAAGGUCUCCGAGGUGGGGAGGAGACGAUCAGCCUCGUGGUCAGAGGAUGACAGCGAUGAGUAUGAUGAUACAGCGUAUCUCGAUGUCGAGAUCAGAAUGAAGGAGACGGAGGCACAGACGAGGGAACAAUUCUUUGCCAGGCUUGGACAGUUUGGAACCGCCAGCGCUGCCGGUGGGAGUGGGAGUGGAAGUGGGAAUGGCAGCCGUCCCACAUCGUCCACCCCUACUCCUGUCGCCACGACCUCUACGACGGUAAAGCGCAAGGUCAGGCCCAGCUCCAAGCAUGCGUCAUCGUCAUCAUCUUCGCGACCUCUGCCGGUACACAGUGCCUCGUCGCCCAUUCGCAAAGUCGCCACGUCCACCGUACGUGCAGCACCAGCGCCAUCGUCUGGACAAGCUCAGGCAUUGCAUGUCCUUCAGCUACUCCAGACGCUCCAAGCUCAGCAGCAGCAGCAACAACAGCUACAACAAGCUGCUACUCCAUCCGCAGCAUCGCCUUCUGCUGGCGCGCUCGAGGCGCUCCUCAAGAUGACGGGAGGUACUGCUGGCCUCCAGCGCACUACGUCGACUCCGAAUGCCUCCUCUCCUGCAACAACGACCAACGAGGUCGCAUCACCCUCCUCGCUUUUAACCACGGCCCUUGGCGAGGCGCUGAAAGCCGCCGGCAUCCCCUCACCAGCGCCCCUGAAGCCUGCCGAGCCGAAGCCCGUCGCCAAGCUCUCGCGAUCCAAAUCCACCUCAGCAGCAGCCGCUUCCUCAUCCACCUCCUCGGAGCAUGUUGAAUACCGCCGUUGCUACAACUGCGGAAUAAGGCAGCCGCAGUCGAGCGUCUGGCGUCUCCCUGUGCUUCUUGAGGGCACGAAAGUCGACGUUCCCGAAGCCUUCUCCCACGACCCUCAUCGAGGGCCCAACGGCAGCAAGUCCGAUGACCAGGACCUGACGCCCAAUGAGGAUGGUAUCGUGCUCGCGAAUGGACGCAGCACCUGGCGAGCAUGCAACCGUUGUGGCCUCUUCUAUACAAAGUGGAAGAAGAACAGGCCUGAAUCCGUCAAUCGUCGUACUCGCGAGGUCCUGCCGGGCGAGGCGAGCUCGCCUGCGCCACAAGCCGCAGCCACAUCGUCUCGCAAGCGUCCCUCGCCCGAAGCCGACGAGAUCGGUGAGACAAUUGCGAACAACAACGACAAUGAGGAGGAAGAGGACGCAACGCAGGACGAGAUCCUCGGCUCGUCCCCUCCUGGACCCAGCAGCAAACGUACGAAGCGCGAGUACGAUCGCGAGUUGAUCAAGGACAAACACGGCCAGUGGCGAUCGCGACGCUCCGUGAGGGAGAAUCCAGAGGGCAGGAAGUCUGGACGACCACAGGGAUGCAGGUCCGGGUCUGGAAAGAAGAAGACUGAUACCUCUAAGAGGACGGCCACCUCUGAGGCGGGUGAUGAAGAGGAGAAGGAGACGACGAAAGGUCAAUCGAGCGUGACAAAGGACGAAGAAGCCGCCUUUGACACUUUCGGCAACAAGACAGCGGCUAGCACGACGGCGACUCAGGAGGCAGUCGCAGCCUUCGCUUUAGGCACCAGCCUUCCCCCGUCAUCCCACGCCCAGACCUCACCACUACGUGCAGGGCCCACGCGCACCUUUCCCUGGUCCAAUGCCCCACCCAACGCCUCGACUCUCCAGCAUACGCCAACGGACCUCACGCCAAACCGUCGAGCAGACCGGUACGGCAUGCCCGCUGAUCUUCUCAUGUCCAGCCCGAAUACAGCGCUCGAUCGGCUUUUAAGGGAACCCUUCAAUCUAGACUUUUCAUCAGUCGCCGGGGUGACGCAAAGCUCGCCCAUUCGACGCUCACCGCGCAAGAACCCGCAUGGGACGAGAGAUCAGCGCAAUCCAUAUGCAACGACUGCGGCAGGAGGUGCAGUGGGAACACCAAGCAUGGUGCUCACUACGAGCGCGACAGGUAGCCCAAGCCGAGCUGAUGUGACGGGGGGCAACGACGUUUUGGACAUGGACUUCUUCAGCGCCUUUACCAAUUUCAAGUCUCCCUCCUCUGUCCUGUCCUCCUCAGAGCCGACAAGCAAGAAGCCCAGCCCUUCUUCGCAGUCAUCCUCACAAGACGCAGACGCAACAGAGCGUCGCCGCUCCUUACGCGCAGGUGGGGCGGCAGGGGGGCCAAGCUCUGGGGCAAUGACGUCGUCCCUUACAUCGCCUGCUUCGCCUAGCCCUGCUUCAAACAAGAGGCUGCGUGCGGCUAAUAACGCGCUGCUGCACUCUAGUUCUCCACUGAGCGCCAGAGCUCGUGGGCUUGACAACAAUGACGAUGACGACGAUGAGGAGGAAGAAGACGUUGGUGACUCGCCUAGUCGCGCAAAGUCCCAGCGUCUCCAAGCCGGAAGCAGUAGCAGCAUCAGUGCUCCCAUCUGCCCUGCUAGCCCUUCAUUGGGCCAGAGACGUAAGCGCGACAUCACUGGGCCAUCUGCGCCCGUUGCUCCGGCAUCAGCCUCAUCACCGGCAGGCAUCCUCACCAAAGGUCCGAGCCCCGCGCCGAACAAGAGGGGGAGCUCGGUCACGCCGCGUAAACAGCCCCAAGCUGGCGCUGCCGAUGGAGACAACGUUUUCGCUCUUCCAGCGAGCCGACAGCCCUCCCAAUCGCCUGCGAUGAGAAAGAAGAUCACUUCGCAAUCUCCGCGCAACACCACCAGCAGCAAUCAACUCGUGGUACCCGGCAGUGCAAGUGGAGGGCGACGCAAGCCUCUUCCCGCCACAGUGGAAGAUGCGCCUCCAUCUUCUGCGGGGUCAUCACCCGUGGACCAGGAUGACGAGGAAGAGGGAGAGGAUCAGUACGCCCUCAGCCCCUACGACCAAGCCUCCGUCAGCGACCUUCUCCAAAUGUUCGACGAUCCAUACGGCAUUCUGGCCGCCAAUGGGAUCGGCCUGCCGCUCAAUCAGUCUACCAGCACGACGAUGCCCAACGGAACGGUCGCGACGAAUGGGGGUGGCUCGAUGAGCGUCAACCAGUUCGACAGCAUUCAGCUGCACGAUCGUCAAGCGUUUCCGCAGCAUCUGAGAGCCUUCACGGAGGAAGGGGCAAAGGGGGUCGCGGCGCUGGCUGUUGAUGGGUGGCAGGCCGCAGCGAACAGCUCUCAGCAGUCUGCCGUAACGCCCAAAGAGGAGGGAGAGAAGAAGACGACACCGACGAAGAAGGAUGGUGGCAAGGCAGUGCCUGCUACUCCGACUAGGAGCUCACCGCGCUUCCACACUACUCCUGGCGGCAGGCAGAGGCCAGCUCAUCCACCUCGCACUCCCUCCGCUUCCGGUCAAGCAGGCUCCUCUUCAUCCAAGCCCACCGCUUCGGGCCCACCACGCACUCCUCUCUCGAAGCUCUCCAACCUCAGCCCCGGCUCUCUCGCCGCUCUUUCCCGCAGCCCGGCGUUGCAGAAGGCCCUAGUCAGCCAUGUCGCCUCCGGCUCCGGCUCGACACCGAGCAGUGGAGGGGGCACGCUGGAUUUCAAUGCCUUGUUCGGCUCAGGAGUUGGAGGGCUGGGCAGCCUGAGUCCCCUCUUCGCCACUCCGCGUGGUGCUGGCAAGGGCACAGGGAUGUCAAUGGGCCUCCCACCGCUCAGUCCCAGUCUGUCAAGGGUCUUGAGCCAGUAUGGCGAAUCUGCUUCCUCCGCGACUCAAGAGCAAGGGGAGGAGCAGAAUCGAGACGGAGCACAGGGGAACGAGCUUGCUCUUGUACCGGGCAACGCAGGUGCGCAAGGGCAGCCGGAGAUUACUGCUGCGGACCUGCAGCAGCUCUUUGGAGAUGAUCCGGCUUGGGUUGGGUGGUUGGGCGCGAUGAGUGGAAAUGGUGGCGAUGGGCAGGGACAGGGACAGGAGCAAGGCAAGGAGGCUGCCACGACGUCUUCCUGAGUGGUCACGUAGAUAUGAAGUGGUGGGAGAUCAGGCUGCUUGAUGCUGCCCAAUUGCAAUCAUUCACACCGAUCAAUCAUGAUUGCUAGC